AUGUCUGGGCCAGGUGAGGUGUGUGGGGCCCUCAAUGUCACCGUGUCCCCGGGGCCUGUGGUUGACUACCUGGAGGGGGAAAAUGCCACUCUUCUCUGCCAUGUCUCCCAGAAGAGACGGAAGGACAGCUUGCUGGCCGUGCGCUGGUUCUUCGCACGCCCCAACUCCCCGGAAGCCUUGAUGGUUAAGAUGACCAAGCUCCGGGUGGUGCAGUACUAUGGGAAUUACAGCCGCAGCGCCUUCCGGCAGAGGCUGUGCCUCCUUGAGGAGAGGCGCGGGGCACUCUACACACUCUCGGUUUUGACCCUCCGGCCAGCAGAUCAAGGGCAUUACGUCUGCAAAGUCCAGGAAAUUAGCAAGCACAGGAAUAAGUGGACUGCCUGGUCCAACGGCUCCUCAGCGACGGAAAUGAGAGUGAUUUCCCUCAAAGCUUCUGAAGAUUCAUCCGUUGAGAAAAAGAAAGAGACCUGGGCGUUUUUUGAAGAUCUCUACAUAUAUGCUGUGCUCGUGUGCUGUGUGGGGAUCCUCAGUGUCCUCCUCUUCACCCUGACCAUCAUCUGGCAGUCUGUAUUUAGCAAGAGGAAAGCCAGAGCGAGACAUUAUUUGGUGAAAUGUCCUCAGAACAGCUCAGGGGAGACCGUGACCAGUGUGACCAGCUUGGCCCCACUGCAACCCAAGAAGGGCAAGAGGCGGAAGGAGAAGGCCGACGUUCCUCCUGCAGUGCCUGCCAAAGCUCCCAUAGCUACCACAUUCCAUAAACCGAAGCUGCUGAAACCACAAAGGAAAGUUGCCCUGCCGAAGAUUGCCGAGGAGAACCUGACCUACGCUGAGCUGGAGCUGGUCAAACCCCACCGGGCUGCCAAAGGCCUCCCCACCAGCACUGUCUACGCCCAGAUCCUCUUUGAGGAGAACAAGCUGUAACGUGGCGUCCUCUUCCGUGGGCCUAUUUAAUACCUGCCACCCCAGUUAUUUAUGAUACCUUGGAAAGCAAAUCCUUAUUUUCGUAUUUUACCUCGUGCCUUCUGUGUGAUGAGGAGCCCUUUUCCAGCGGCGU
Molecule: messenger RNA, 1054 nt
Organism: Neomonachus schauinslandi (Hawaiian monk seal)
Lineage: Eukaryota; Metazoa; Chordata; Mammalia; Carnivora; Phocidae
Gene: VSTM4
Product: V-set and transmembrane domain containing 4
Exons: 8
Coding region: 1-921 (306 amino acids)
Source: RefSeq, a predicted model, not a curated record